AUGAACACCCAAAAUGAGCAAGAUAAACUUGUACAUGAGGAACAAGGAUUAGGUGAAGUAUUUGUUCCCUCCCAAGUCGUAAAGAAUUUCAAUGAAAUGGUAUCCGACCCUAAUGUUCUUCAGUUACCAUCAGAUCGAUCGGCUAAGCGUUCUUCUGAGAAUCAGGGACAAAACCAAGCCCCUUUAGUAUUUGAUGAUAAAUAUUAGUUAACUGAUAAACAGACAGCUCAACCAUUAAUCCGAAAGAAGGAGCCACCGCCAGAUGAAUUGAAGAAAUUAAACAAGUAAAUGAUUGGAUCAAAUCAUCACAGCCAGGAUGACAUAUCCAUAAAAAGUUCAGGAGGCGCAAAGUCUCCAGCUUAAUGUAAAUAUUGA
Paramecium tetraurelia is the source of this 375-nucleotide messenger RNA. RefSeq lists its product as uncharacterized. The record is from RefSeq and is a predicted model, not a curated record. NCBI's taxonomy places the organism in Eukaryota, Ciliophora, Oligohymenophorea, Peniculida, Parameciidae. The transcript has 2 exons.